ACUGAGAGAAACGAGCGCGGCGUCAUUUCCCGUCGACUCUAAUGGGCGCGGGCGCACCGCCGGAGGCGGCGUCCGUGGCGGCGGCGCGGAAGCUGCACCACCUCCUCCGCUCCCGCGACCUCCGCCCGGCGCUCACGUACCUCCGCACCCUCCCUUCCCCCUUCACCCUCCUCCCCAACCACGCCCUCAACGCGCUCCUCCGGGCCCUCGCCGCCGCUGGCCGCGUCCGCGCCGCCACCUCCCUCUUCCGUUCCAUCCCCGUGCCCACCCCGCACUCCUUCAACUCCCUCCUCGCCGCGCUCCUCCGGCGAGGCCGACGCCGCGCGGCGUCCGCGCUGCUCGCCGCUUUCCUGCGCUCCCCCGACGCCUCCCCUGACGUGGCCACACUCAACACCCUCAUCCACGGCCUCUCCACCGCCUCGCCGCGCCCGUCCGCUCCCACGCUCUUCAAGCUCUUCCUCUUCCUGCCGGAGACCUAUGCCUUCGCGCCCGAUGUCAUCACGUACAACUCCAUGCUGUCUGCUCUGUGCCGAGCGGGCGACUUGGCCACCGCGCACAAGCUGUUCGACGGAAUGCGCGUGAGCGGACAAGGCGGGAAAGCUGACGCCUUCCCUAACGUUGUCACCUACACUACCAUGAUCAGGGCGUGCUGUGCAAAGCGGCUUGCUGAUGAGGCAUUGUCACUCUUCAAGAUGAUGGUCGCAGAUGGUGUGCCGCCGAACAGGAUCACCUACAAUACGAUGGUGCAGGGCUUCUGCGAGGCCGGAAGGAUGGAGCUAGUGAAGGAGGUGUUUGGGAUGGACUCGUUUAAGCCAGACACGUGCACAUUCAAUACGCUGAUGGCUGCGCAUUGUAGAGAAGGGCGGAUAGAGGAUGCGAUGAAGGUGUUCGAUCAAAUGAUGGAGCUCCGUGUGAGACGUGACUCUGCGAGUUACAGCAUGGUGAUCCGGGCAUUGUGUGAGAAUGGUGAGUUUGGUCGAGUAGAGGAGUUUGUGGACGACCUCUUGGAGAAAGAGGUGCUCAAGAAAAAAGGUGGUUGUGUGCCACUCAUUGCAGCUUACAGUCCAGUUUUGAAGUACUUCUGUGAGAAUGGAAAGGCAAAGAAGGCCAGAGUGCUAUUCGGGCAGCUGUUGGAUAGGAGGAGCAAGGUCGAUUUCCUAGCAUUCAAGACAUUGAUCCUAGGACAUUGUAAGGAGGGAGAUUUUGAAGAAGGGUACCAGCUGGUGCUCUCAAUGUUGAAGAGGGAUCUUAGGCCUGACACUGAGUGCUAUAUUGCUGUAAUAGAUGGCUUUAUGCAGAAGGGAAGGAUGAAAUCUGCUUGGGAAGCUCUUCACAGGAUGUUAAAUAGUGGUCUUCAGCCUAGCACAAGUACAUUCCACUCUGUUCUUUUGGGACUUCUGAAGAAAGAUGGCUGUGCGAAAGAAGCCGGCGAUUUGAUUGAAAUCAUGCUAGAGAGAAAAAUCAGGCAGAAUGUUGAUCUUUCUACUAAUCUGAUUGGUGUAUUGUUCAAAAGUGAUCUUAAUGAUCGUGCAUACAAGAUUACUAAGCGUCUUUAUGAUAAUGGUUAUUACAUUAAGAUGGAAAAAGUAAUCGCAACACUUUGUCAGGAUAAGAAGUUCAUAGAUGCAGCGGAGUUUACUUUGUUUAGCUUGCAGAAGCGCCAUGAACUGGGUGUGGAAGUUCACAGCCUGGUUCUGGAUGGCCUUUGCUCAGAUGGUAGAACUUCAGAGGCAUUCCAGCUUUUCUAUGAGCUAAUGGAGAACAGAAGCACUUCUGCAGUUGCUGCACCCCGCAGCCUAGUCUUGCUUCAUCAUGCUCUUGAGGAAGCUGGAAAGGUGAAAGAAGCUGAUUUUGUUGCUAAACAGAUGAGACGUGCCACUGCCAGAAUCAGGCAAAGGAGCUAAGGAUUUACUCCAUGCUUUUUUAGCAUCUAGAGGGGACGAUUCCCACCUGGAUAUUGGUGCAAAACCAGGGAUGGCCUGCUGGCUCAACCACCAGGAGCUCAUGCCACUACACUACAUGUGGGGUUACUCCAUGUUUGUUCCAAGAAAACUUGGGAGAUCUUCACAACAAACUAUGCAAUGUGAUCUGUGAAGAGAAAGGAUGCUGAAACUGGAUGACAAUCUGGUUGCCUUUCCUCAGCUGAUUAGCAAGGGAAUGGUUGGUCAUUCAACAAGGGUUGUUUGAUGAUGGAAGAUUGCGUAUGAAAUUAAAGGAUCUGUAAAUGAUUUUAUUUUCUUGAAUUUACUCCUAUCAACAGAUAUUCAGAUUGCACAAGCUCAUCUGAUGGUCAAUCCUAAAGACAAAUUAAAGCCUGUAUUUCCUGAUACUGAUAUACUGUGGUAUUUACAUCUCACUACUCCUGGUUAAAGGAAGUGCAGGUGACACAAUAGAGCUGCUGCUUCUUCCUGUCCAACUGGAUAAGAGUUGUGAAAAUCAAAGUGUCUGAAAGUAAAAAGGUAACUCCUGGUAGAAUGCUAGUGAGGUGCUCAUGCAUAACAUUUUCAUCUGCAGAGAAUGUAGCUGUUCUUCUCACCUAUGGAGUAAAGUCAAACCACUUCCAGUCGAGAGAAAAAAAAAAUCACUUCCAGUCAUCCAGUGUCAAACACCCUGGGAAGUUUUUGUGUUUGGAAGGUGACAGACCCUGUGAAUGUUAAGCAAUCAUGUUGCUGUAGCCCAAGUUGUCGACGUGCUGAUUACUGGAGCAGAUGACAUAUAUGUCUGGGACUCAAUUCCUGAUAGAUCGAGCAACUUGAGAAGUUGGGCGUGAAACUUCAGAAUCAGAGCAACAUGCCAGCGGGAGUCCUGUUGUUGCCUUAUAGUUUGCUUGGUGAGGGAAAAAAAGUGUCAUGGUUAGGUAAUUGAGAAAAUCUCUGUAUUUUGGUUGCCGCAUUUAAAACGCUUGUUACCUGCCUAUGAGAAAUGGCUGUAAUUCAUGCCUCAAUUUCUUUUGCAUUCAAUCAGAUGCAUUACAAUUGUAUACUGUUUAUAACUAUUCAUAAAGAGAUAAUUCUGGUCCAUUAGCCCGGUUUGAAGA
Sorghum bicolor (sorghum) is the source of this 3037-nucleotide messenger RNA. RefSeq names its product pentatricopeptide repeat-containing protein At1g02060, chloroplastic. The record is from RefSeq and is a predicted model, not a curated record. The transcript has 2 exons. The coding region runs from base 42 to 1904 and encodes 620 amino acids. Gene Ontology annotation, molecular function: protein binding. NCBI's taxonomy places the organism in Eukaryota, Viridiplantae, Streptophyta, Magnoliopsida, Poales, Poaceae.